AUGAAGUUCCUCCAAGAUUCGGCCCCGAAGGCGGUCAAGGAGCAACCCGGCCAGGCUGCCUACACCGGUCGACUGGUGGCGAUCGAUGCCAGCAUGUGCCUCUACCAGUUUCUGAUCAUGAUCAGAGAGAACAGAACGGGAACGUAUAACAACCUCACAAACGAGGAGGGGCAGGUCACAUCUCACAUCAUUGGGAUGCUCACACGCACGAUUCGAUUGAUGGAGAAUGGGAUCAAGCCCGUCUACGUCUUCGAUGGCAAGCCUCCUGAGAUGAAGCUGCUGGACUUCAAGGGUGGGAGUUUGGGGUGCGCGGCCGGGGAAGCCGGGAUUUUCCCAUAG
Messenger RNA from Symbiodinium natans, 339 nucleotides. Lineage: Eukaryota; Dinophyceae; Suessiales; Symbiodiniaceae. The record is from the annotation of a GenBank genome assembly.